Messenger RNA from Angiostrongylus costaricensis, 321 nucleotides. The record is from the annotation of a GenBank genome assembly. Lineage: Eukaryota; Metazoa; Nematoda; Chromadorea; Rhabditida; Metastrongylidae.
AUGGCCAGCAAUUCGUGGUUCGAUGAAUUAGUAAAAUACGGAGUGCCACCAGAUAACAAGCUCACAAGUGAGCUUUGGAUUCGUCCAAAGAUGGCCAUCGGUCAUUAUACUCAAAUGGUGUGGGAAGGCUCAUACAAACUUGGCUGUGGUGUUGCAGUGUGUCCCGACAAGACACUUGUCGUUUGUCAGUACUCACCGCCUGGCAACUACAUUGGAGGUACAAUUUACACCAUCGGAGAUCUGUGUAAAUCCGACGGAGAUUGCAAAUGCGAUGGAUGCAAAUGUAGCCAAGACGAAGCGCUCUGCAUCAAGCCGAACUAG